CAGACAAGAUGUCGAUUGGGCUUCUGACUCCGGUCAGGGUUUAUGUAGAUUUCCAGCUGCAGCUUUUAAUAGAUACCCCUCCUUUUCUCCUGUUCCCUUCGAUUCAAGGUGCCCUCCUCCUACCUUCGUCCACCUUGUUCUAUGGAUUGUAUAUCUGAACGCCGUCGCCGUCAUCCGCCUCUAUCUAUCUAUCUAACUAACUUUCUAUCCAUCUGUCUAUCAUCUCCCUAUCUAUCCCCCUCCUUUUCUCCUGUUCCCUUCGAUUCAAGCUGCCCUCCUCUUCCCUUUAUCCACCUUGUUCUAUGGAUUGUAUAUCUGAACGCCGUCGCCCGUCAUCCGCCUCUAUCUAUCUAUCUAUCUAACUUUCUAUCCAUCUGUCUAUCAUCUCCCUAUCUAUCCCCCUCCUUUCCUCACCGGAUCAAACACAAGUCUACACUCUUCAAUCCGGUCUAACUGUCCCUAUGCCUAUGCAACGAACACCCGAUC
Molecule: messenger RNA, 486 nt
Organism: Aspergillus heteromorphus CBS 117.55
Lineage: Eukaryota; Fungi; Ascomycota; Eurotiomycetes; Eurotiales; Aspergillaceae
Exons: 1
Coding region: 142-453 (103 amino acids)
Source: RefSeq, a predicted model, not a curated record